Actinia tenebrosa (Australian red waratah sea anemone) is the source of this 1240-nucleotide messenger RNA. RefSeq lists its product as uncharacterized. NCBI's taxonomy places the organism in Eukaryota, Metazoa, Cnidaria, Anthozoa, Actiniaria, Actiniidae. The record is from RefSeq and is a predicted model, not a curated record. Gene Ontology annotation, molecular function: calcium ion binding.
UGGUUUAAAAAUAGAAACAGCUCACCAGAAGAUUCAGAUCCAUAUUAUCGCUGCCUGUAAUUUCUGAGCUGCUCAAUCCUUUCUAGACGUACUUCGGUUACCAUUGUUUGUUUAAAGAUGAACUUCCAAAAACGAUGUACAAUUGCGGCCUUGCUGUUGGUUUUACCUGGCUUUUGUGUCUUGGAGGAUAAAAGACAUUUAAUAUGGGAGCAAUGCACAGAUGAUCUUUUUGAGACAGAAGUAAAUGGAAUGGUUCUGCUUAACCAUUCGUUCCGCUUGCUUAAAGCAGAAAUGCCGAUUCUUUGUUUAUUUGUAUGUAAAUCGAACAAAGACUGUGUUUCGUUCAAUAUUGCUCCUUCCAAUGAAGCCGAAGGAUGGUUUUCUUGUGAGCUUAAUCAGGCCGACAGAUAUAGUUCCCCACAAGAUUUCCAAGAAAGAAAAGGAUUCUCGUACAGAGGAAUAAAGAAUCCAUGUUUGAAUAACGGUGUUUGCGAAGGAAACAAGACUUGUACACGGCUAGGGUACGACCUAACGAAGCACACUUGUCUCUGCCCAAAUGGAUAUUUUGGCCAGAGCUGUGAAAAGGAUAUUGAUGAAUGUGCUAGCAAUAAUCUGCAUAAUUGCACACUUGAAAACCCAGGUGUCAAAUGUAAUAAUACCCCUGGGUCUUUCAAGUGCAUUUGUGCAGAAGGUUACGUCGGUGAUGGAAUCAACUGUGCAAAAAUGGUCUCGUGGAUCAAAAUAAAUGUAGAUCCUGUGUGCCUUGGUGUUCCAAAUGACGGCUAUGGGACGGUUACUGUUCCUUUUGAUGCAACAGUAAAACAGUUGAAGCUCGUUCAUCUCUUGGGGGGAGUCUCCCAGACUAAUGACCCUGUAACGGCCCGAAACUGGGGAGAUAAUAGUACACCACAGUCACUUCAGCUGGUAAUAACUGACGAAAAUAAGAAUGUAAUUGCACCUUAUCCCGACUAUCCCGGAGAUCAUUUUCUAUUUUUCACCAUUGACAACAUAACUGUGUCAAGUCCCGAAUUGAUUUACCCUAUUUCUGAUCCUCCUUUGACAAUUAAAAAAAAUGCAAAACUCAUGAUCUGGUAUAUCGCAAAACUUUACGACAUUGAUAGUGGCAGUUACGUUAAAACAUGUGCAGAUUUAUAUAUUCGUGUGUAAGAUCGGUAGCGGUUUUAGACGAUGUUAAGUAGUGUUUAAAAAACGAGUAGGAGUGUUUUAUCAGGUAUAAAAG